CAACAGUGUGUACCUGGCUUUGCGUUUUACGAGUGCCGCUUCAAAACAAGCCACCUUUCAAAUAGAUUGUAUACCUUGCCUCAACUCUCGAUUAAACUCUUACUUAUGGAGGACCUGAAGAAAAAACUAGAGUCGUGUCUUCUUAUACUAAACAAUGGUGUUGAAGCCACUAGUUUUAGAAAUAUGAACUGGCUGAAUGAUUUCUGUGCGGCUCUAUUGGAAUUUUCAUCUGCUGUCCACAAAUCUUUAAGCGAUCGGAAGCAGAACGACAAAGGUCACGAGUCCGCAGAAUUGGUUUGUCUUUGCCUAACUCAGAUUAUGGUGUGUGUGCGGCAGGUAGAGUGCACAAUGAAACUGGCGUCUGGCUCUGCAGUUUCGGCGAGCCACGUUUAUUUCUUCGAUCGCAUACGCUGGUGCCUGCAACGCCUGUUGCAUCUUUAUUCGAGUGAAGAGUCUAUAGAUGAUGGUCAGGGUCGCUCCUUCCUCAAGUUGCUAGACUCCACGUUGGACACGUUAGCUCUGUUCAGUUCAAACAAUGAGGAAAACAGUGAUUUGAUGAACUUUCCGAAUACACCUGCAGAAAUCCUGGCCCUAAGCGCACAGCUGCGCAUUAACAUCGAUUUGCUAUUGGGCCAGACAUUGGGGUUCGCGAAUGUGGCCCUGCAGCAGGAUAAAAGGGCACUAAGUGCCCUGUGCCAGAAGGUAAUUCGCGAGCUCAGCGCAUUUCAAAAUGAAUGCAAAGUCCGGAACUCGUCGAGCUCCAAUCUCAAACUUAAGGCCAUGACACUGGAACAGGCGCUUUAUCAGCUAGAAGAUUUCAUCAAUGAUGCCUUGCUGCGUUUGGUGUUCACCUGCUUUUUGGAUUUUCAAAAGUUCUCGGUGGACAAGAUACGAACCCUUUUGAGGAGCAGUUCGGAUGAUGAAGCUAUAGCUGAUGAAUUCAUUGCCGAUUUCGAUGUGAAUAUCGAUCGAGCCACCCAGAUUGGUAUUUUUGCAAUUGCCUUUGCCCCCAACUUGAAAAUGAAAACGAUGAUGCGCAGCUGUCUGGCUUCCUUUGAGUCGUUGGACACUAGCCUGAUACCUUCCCUGCAGGCCAUCGGUUCCGACCUGCACUCGGAGGUUUUGGAACAACACUUCGACGAGGAAGUGUCCAAGUUUAAGGCUGCGCUACAGGAGAUUAUUGACAGUCGCGCGUUUCUUGGCUGUUGCUUGGAGAUCCUCACGGCAGGCAUUAGUGUGGCCGAGAAGCACUACGAAAAGGGCGCAUUGGAGGACUUGCUGCAAAUGGCUCUGUUCGUGCUGGAGCAUUUUCAAGUGGAAGUCAAUCGAACGGUUUUGGCUGAAACGAAGCUUCAGAUCGGGCAGGAGUACUUGCAGCAGUUCAUACAAAUAAUACGCGAGUGCAAAGCCAUACUGAUGUGUGCGUCCCAGGUGGAGCAGAAACGUAUCAUCAAGCGCUUCAAGAUACUGCGGACGGUUUUGCGCAAGCUACAUGGCUGUAUCGGAGCUUCAAGUCAUCGUGAAGAAGGACCGAACUCCUUGGAAUCUCAUUUGAUGGACGAAACCCAAGCAGAGCUGAUUGAAACCAGCUUUUCGGGUAUUGCGACGACCCAAUGCAGCAUCCUCUACGACACAGUGCGUAGGAGGAGAUUGGCUAGAGCCCCCGAGACAAAGCCUAAGGAACGUAAUCAGCAAAAUCUAAAGUCAGUUAACUAUAGUGUGCGGCGCCGGGAAAGUCUGCGCACUGUGAUGUUUAAGCGACAAAAUAUGGCGGAAAGCAAAAGAAUGUAUACCACAAUCAGUAACCAAUCUACAAACCUACAGAUAACAGAUAUACUCGAACAACUUACUGGAAUGUCAACGGGUGUCUUUCAAUGCUGACUGCGCGCAUCUUCCAUUAUCAGAUUGUAAAUAACUAAAAAUAGUUUUAAGCACUCCAUAAUCGAAGCCCCACGAUUUGAAUUAACGUACAUCAGAAGCUAAAUGCCAUUGGGCAGGUGCGACAAGUACAGGGAGACAUACACACGCAGAUAUGUAUGGUAUUUUGGUGGUGGAGAGUGUGUUAAGAGAAACAGUUCUUUGGCUUUUCCAAAAAUAAAGCAAUACAUUAAG
Messenger RNA from Drosophila obscura, 2112 nucleotides. Its product is annotated as serendipity locus protein alpha. The record is from RefSeq and is a predicted model, not a curated record. Gene Ontology annotation, biological process: cell migration; cell-cell adhesion; cellularization. Gene Ontology annotation, molecular function: actin filament binding; beta-catenin binding. The coding region runs from base 106 to 1881 and encodes 591 amino acids. Gene Ontology annotation, cellular component: membrane; cytoplasm; adherens junction. The transcript has 7 exons. NCBI's taxonomy places the organism in Eukaryota, Metazoa, Arthropoda, Insecta, Diptera, Drosophilidae.